GACUAUGUAGACUUUCCCAAUGCUUGCUCCCUAGUACCACCAGACUUUCUUCCAGUGCACACACCUCCCUGACCAAUCCUCCUGCCUUUAAGCAUCCCGGUCCGGAACUGGUAGCCAAGUGGCCCGGGAGGUCUGCUUUGCCUGGUUUCACCAAGCCAAGAGAUGACUCAUCAAGCCGGUUCCCGGGCUCCUUGGGGCUCUGGCAAGCAACAGGAGAGGUGCCCUCCCUCCCCGUAGGCCCGGCGGGGCGGGGCGGGGCUCGGCCAGCCUAGGCUGGGAGCGGGAACCGGCAGCGGGAAGCGGCCGCCACCCGGGCAGCCAAGGCAGGGCGGGGCUGGGCGCCACGGGAAGGGGAGGCCAGGCUGCCUAAGGACCGAGCGACCGAGCCACUCUCGCAACGUCAGCCACGAUGGGGCUGGAGACCGAGAAGGCUGAUGUGCAGCUCUUCCUGGCUGAGGACGCCUACAGCCACCACAGUGUUGUUGACUAUGCAGAUCCCGAGAAGUAUGUCGACUCGAGUCACGACCGGGAUCCUCACCGACUCAACUCUCAUCUCAAGCUAGGCUUCGAGGAUCUGAUUGCAGAACCUGAGACUACACACUCCUUUGACAAAGUGUGGAUCUGCAGCCAUGCCCUCUUUGAAAUCAGCAAAUAUGUGAUCUACAAGUUCCUGACGGUAUUUCUGGCCAUCCCCUUGGCUUUCGUGGCUGGUAUCCUGUUUGCUACCCUCAGCUGUCUGCACAUCUGGAUCCUAAUGCCUUUUGUGAAGACCUGCCUAAUGGUCUUGCCUUCUGUGCAGACGAUAUGGAAGAGUGUGACAGAUGUUGUCAUUGGCCCAUUGUGCACAAGUGUGGGACGCACCUUCUCAUCUGUCAGCGUGCAACUGAGCCAUGACUGACCACUCAGACCCCAGGUCCACAAUCUGGAUACUGUACAACUUGGUUGGUGUAACACAAACGCACUACUGUACUCUUUCCUUCCCAACUGUUAUAAUUAUUCUUAAGAUGGAACCCAGGUUUAUCAAUGUUUACUGUCAGAUCUUUACAAAUAAUGAUUUUCCCACUAAAAGCCAAGGAGUCUCUAUCUAAUUAUAUAAUGAGAAUUGGCAACACUCAAUGUAAGAACUGACAGAUUUUUGCUUUAGGAAAAAUAUAUACAUUUGUAAUGAUCACUUGAUAAUGGUCAAAGGGCAACUUCCUCAGACAUUAGAGUAAUUUUGUGCAUAACUUCUCAUAAAAGUAAGGAAUUUCUCAUUUCUUUUCCUCUAAGGGUAACAUUAUUAAAGCUAUUUUUACAGAUAUAGUUGUAAGGCUAGCUAGAGGUAAUAUAUUCCAACAUUCUAGAAUCUUUGUGCAGUAACAAAAGCUAUACUUAUGAUAAUAUCAAAUAUAAUACUACAGAUAAAUGUGAAAAUGUGUUCCUCUGCAAUAUUAUUAGCCUACAAGUCUAUUUAACAAGAUGUUUUGGUUUUUCGGUAUAUUGUAUACCUAAUGCAAGUGUUAGUCUAAUGAAAUUGCUUUGGAGUUUGUUUUUCUCCUGUUUACUAUCUUAUUGAUCUCAUAUAUAAAGUAAGCAUAGCUACCAUAGAGUAACUUUCUUUGUAAGACUGUGAUGUCGUAUAUGAAAGUGUUUAUAGCUUCUUUGGAAUGCAGUGUAAAAUGUGCUGUCUAGGGGUCCUCUACAACUGACCCAGCCAAUGUUUUGUAACUGGGCUUCAUCUGGCUAUGACCAUAAGACAUGCUCUUUUGUUUACUAGAAGUUUUCUCCUGAAUAGUUAGAAACUUAUUCUGUAUUCUACAUUCCUAUGACUACUUCAUUUACUUUCAAGUAAUUCUGGUGCUAGUUAAUAUUUUUAUGAUAAAGGCUAUAUCUAAGAUCUAAGCACAUUUUUUACUUCAGUGGCUAAUGUAGAGAAUUACCAAGUGCGAGGGUUUAUAAAACUUAAGUAGACAUGUAAAUUUAAAACUAACACUUACAAAUUUUCAAGAUAUUCUCUGGUUAACCCAUAAACAUUAUUUCCUUUUUCAAUUCUAGACCUAUUUUAGCAUUUACUCAGUAUGGCUUUUUAAUAAAUGCUGCAUAAAAACUUUCUACAUUAUAAUUAUGCAAUUUCUCAAAUUUCAGAAUUAUUAUCAAAAACCAAAUGAGCAUUUUCUGGAAUAUGCUUACGGGUGUCAAAUAUUCACUGAAUGAAGAUAAACAAUUUUUUUUCAAAUUUUCAAUUCUGGUCAGUAUUAUAGGUGAUUGAUUCGAGAUUCUAUUGCAGACCAGACAAAAAUAUAUCAAAAGACUAAGUUAUAAAACUCAUAUAAAUUGGAUGGUAAUCAUAAAAGAAACAUUUCAAAACAUCCUUAGGGUAUUGUUCCAUCCUUGGAAGAAGUCAUAGCUUGGUAAUGGCCACAAAGCAUCACCAUUUAUGUGACUAUGAACAUUGUAUCAUACCGGUUACCAAGGUCAGUCUCAUGGCUUUAUAUUAUUUUUGGUAAUUUAAGUAUUAAACACCUGGAUAUAUUGAUUUGUCAAAAUUUUAAGAAUAAAGUAUCAGUUUAAUAAAUUAUAAGCUUCAACAUUUUUAAAUAAUUUUGGCAGAUUUUAAAGGCAAAUGUAUAUAAUUAUAUAUAAAACCUUUAAUUUCUAAUAUAUAUGAUUACCUUUUUCUGAAUAAUAUUGAUUAUUUUCAAGUGAACUUUUAUUGAAACUUGUCAUGAAUUAUUUUGUCUCAAAAAAAUCAAAUUAUGGAUAAAAGGAAUCAAAGUUAAAUGUGCAAAUGUGCAAGUUAAAUGUUCUUUUUGAGGGGCAGUUGGAAGUCAGAGGCUAAGAAAUUCCCUCUUUAUAUAAUAAACAUUUUUAAAAACA
Apodemus sylvaticus (European woodmouse) is the source of this 2856-nucleotide messenger RNA. It is a transcript of the gene Cav2, whose product is annotated as caveolin 2. Gene Ontology annotation, cellular component: cytoplasmic vesicle; Golgi apparatus; perinuclear region of cytoplasm. The record is from RefSeq and is a predicted model, not a curated record. NCBI's taxonomy places the organism in Eukaryota, Metazoa, Chordata, Mammalia, Rodentia, Muridae. Gene Ontology annotation, biological process: negative regulation of endothelial cell proliferation; insulin receptor signaling pathway; positive regulation of MAPK cascade. Gene Ontology annotation, molecular function: molecular adaptor activity; protein kinase binding. The transcript is spliced from 3 exons. The coding region runs from base 410 to 898 and encodes 162 amino acids.